This is a messenger RNA of Rhea pennata, 3157 nucleotides long. It is a transcript of the gene SPRTN, whose product is annotated as SprT-like N-terminal domain. Gene Ontology annotation, biological process: DNA repair. The transcript is spliced from 5 exons. The coding region runs from base 50 to 1552 and encodes 500 amino acids. Gene Ontology annotation, molecular function: polyubiquitin modification-dependent protein binding; single-stranded DNA binding; metalloendopeptidase activity. The record is from RefSeq and is a predicted model, not a curated record. Lineage: Eukaryota; Metazoa; Chordata; Aves; Rheiformes; Rheidae. Gene Ontology annotation, cellular component: nucleus.
GAGUCGCGUUGGUGCUGGUCUGUGGGCGGGCGGCGGCGGUUGGCCUCGGAUGGAGGAGGACGGGGAUGGCGAUUUCCUACUGGCGCUGCAGCUGCAGGAGCUGUGGGAGGCGGAGGACAAGGAGGCGGCGGCCGCCGCCGCGCGCCCCGAGGCCUCUUUGGACUCCUCGCCGCUUCGGCCGCUCUCGGUGGUGGACGAGGCCUGGGAGCUGCUGGACCCCAGCCCCGACGUGCACGGCCUCUUCGUGCAGUUCAACGAGGCGCUCUUCUGGGGGCGCCUGACGGCCGUGGAGGUGUCGUGGAGCCCGCGCAUGACCCUCUGUGCGGGAGUGUGUAGCUAUGAAGGAAGAGGUGGAAUGUGUUCCAUUCGUUUAAGUGAGCCACUCCUGAAGUUAAGACCAAGGAAGGAUCUUGUUGAGACACUGUUACAUGAAAUGAUCCAUGCCCUGCUGUUUGUUACUAAUAACGACAAAGAUCGUGAAUCUCAUGGGCCAGAGUUCCGCAAACAUAUGCGUCGCAUUAAUCGCUUGACUGGAGCCAAUGUCACAAUUUAUCAUAAUUUUCAUGAUGAGGUGGAUUUGUAUCGCCAGCAUUGGUGGCGAUGCAAUGGCCCCUGUCAAAACAGAAAACCUUAUUUUGGAUAUGUGAAACGUUCAAUGAAUAGAGCACCUUCUGCACGAGACUUUUGGUGGGUUGAGCAUCAAGAGUCAUGUGGAGGUACAUUCACAAAAGUGAAGGAACCAGAAAACUUUUCCAAGAAAGCCAAAGAGAAAACACAGCCAGCAAAACUUUCAAAUUCCAAGUCAACUAACAAAGACAAGAUGCAUGUCGGUGAUGCACAAAAUGUGAUUCCUUUCAGUGGAAAGGGGUAUCUGCUUGGAGGAGGAGAUAAUGGACUCUCAGAAGGAAGCGUAAGUUCCAGUAGCAGGAACAGUGAAACAUCCAGUUCACAGCAUCGUUCAGUAGGAAGCACAAUACCAAUCCCUAAAAAUGAGAUAAAAUUUGAAAAAUCACCCCGUAAUGGCACCUUCUUUCCACUUUAUACUGAUGAUGCCAGAGAGAAAAUUAACUUUGCUUCCAAGCAUGAGUUUCCUAAGCUCUCUGUUGCUAACACAAAAGCUUACAAGAAUGUUGAUGGAUCACCUGUUAAAAUUGCUCGUAUUAGAGCAGAAGAAAAACCAAAGCAAGUCCCUAGAGAAGGGAAGAAGGUUUUGCCAUGCCAUAACAGGACACCUAAACAAACUUGUUUUGAGCAGACUACAACAGCUCAGGUUGUAUCCAAUAAAAAAAGACGUUUAGAAAGUAGUACUACACUGCGGCAGUGGCCAAAAAUGGAAGAUCAAACUGCCUUUGAAAACUAUUUUAUGAAAAAAGAGGUUACUGAUGGCACUUUAAGAAUAAAUACAUCUCUGAAAACUGAAGCUGAAACUGCUGUGUCCUCUGCAAGUUCUAGCCCUGUUGUAAGGCCGGAUAAAAAAGUCAGUUGUCCUGUGUGCCAGAUGGAGGUUUUGGAGUCUAAAAUAAAUGAACAUCUGGACUCUUGUCUUGUAUAGACAUUUCUGGAAAGCAAUCUCAAAAAAAUAAUGCAGGGCUGAACUGUUACCUGAAUUGUUCAGGGUUUAUUCAAUUGCUCUUUUGCUGCGUGUCUAUCCCAACCUAGAACUUAAAUUACUAUCAACAUUCAGAAAAUAAUGGCAAUUUGAAUUUUGUGAAGUUGUAUAUUAGAACUGACCAGAAAUGUGGUUAUUCUUUGUGUUCCAAAGAGCCUAAUGCUUGUGUUUCACUAGGUGGAUGUUUGUGCUAACAUUUUCCUGCAGAACCCAGGUAUUGGUAAACUACAUAUUCCUAAGACAGUUUUUAAUUGUGCUAAUUUAUCUUUCUUCUUUCUUACUUCUCCUGUAUGUUUUACAGUGAAUUUUUGCCAUUCUUGAGUGUAACCACUUAUAAUGGCAGAUUAAUUGCACCAUAGUAAAUAGAAAAAAAAAAGAGUGCUUAUUUUUAGAGUAACAAAUAUGUUACAUAAGCCACAACUAUGCUCUCAGGUGGUCAUUUUCACCCAUGACCUUUUUGAAAAGGUAGAUGUGAGGAAAACGUAUGUUUGAGAUUCUCACUCACAGAUGGGAAAGGUAUAGACAUCAAAAACAGCAAAAUGUCUGCUUAGGUUUAAUAGAUAGAUAGGAGCAUGAAAAGAAAAUCCAGAGAGGAAAUGAAGAUUUUGAGAAAUCAAGCACAAGAUACUUGGGUGGACAAGGAGAAGGCUCUAUGCUUACAGACUCAGUUUGAAAAGAAAAAAAAGUAAUCAUUUUGAGCUCCUUUUCAAAGGGAUUUAAAAUCUUUGGAGUGGUCAAAUGGAAACUAAUGAUCUUCAGUCUUUUAUGUCUGCUUUGGUCAAUUAAUCAGCAUCCAGCUAGGUUCUCUGUCCUCUUUUUCUGAUGUUUUGUACAAACUCUGCAUGUGUUGAAAGUUCAGUAGUUUUCAGGAUAAAAGUACUAUGUACGUGAGUAACUGAUCUCCAUGGGCAGACACUAGUAGGUAAAAGUUUUGAUGAAUAUUGGUAGCAAAACUGGGAAAGACUGUUCCUGGCCCUAUCGUAAAAAUCUUUGUUAUUUUUCAGUUUCCAGUUUAAACUUUCAGUGCUUUACAGCCUGAAAUGGUGUUAGACCUCAGCUGACAAUUUUUGUUUUACUGCUUCCAUACACCAGCCAGAUUGGUGUUAAAUACUAAAAUAAUUAUGCUGUAAUGUAUUAUGAAUGCUGAGCAGCUGUGUGUUCUAUAUAAACUUCUGAAAUAUUUACAGUUUUCUUGCUGCAUUGGAAGUAUUUAACUGGUUAAGCAGGCAACUUGAUUGAUUUCUUACUUACAAAACUGAUUAUAAAUAUUUUUGAUAAAAGGAAAAAAAUACACUGUUUCAUAUGAUGUUGUUGCAAUGUUAAAUGGCUAUAUUAGCCGUGGACGCAUGUAUUUUUGCCUCUGUAUAAGGAGUUAUCUGCAAUGCACUUUUGAGACUGGAAAUAAACUGAGUGCAAUGGAAUUUGACAAAUUAUACCUAACUUCAGACUUCAGAAAGCCUAAGAAUACUUAAGAUGUUACUUUUUAAAAUAUGAUGUAUUUUUCUAAAUAUUGACACUACAGAUGUUUUACGUAAAUUGGAAUGUUCU